Tripterygium wilfordii is the source of this 2242-nucleotide messenger RNA. RefSeq names its product pentatricopeptide repeat-containing protein At5g66520-like. Bases 101 to 1960 code for a protein of 619 amino acids. The record is from RefSeq and is a predicted model, not a curated record. Gene Ontology annotation, biological process: RNA modification. The transcript has a single exon. Lineage: Eukaryota; Viridiplantae; Streptophyta; Magnoliopsida; Celastrales; Celastraceae. Gene Ontology annotation, molecular function: zinc ion binding; RNA binding; protein binding.
CUUUGCCAAAACAAUUAGUUGGAUUUAUGUUGCAUAUUUGGUGAUUUUUACAUCUCCAACAAAAAGUUACAAAACAACCGUUCUUCGCUAACCACCAAAAAUGGUGUCUUUUAUGUCGUCACUACACCUUUCCCUUCCUCCUCCUUCACAGCCCAGCAAAGCCAAUCUUCUACACAGCUUCAGCUCUCCAUUUGAGCUCAAACAAGUCCAUGCCAAUCUCAUUAAAACCAGCACUCCCCUCUCUGUCCUCCCUCUGCAGCGAGUGGCGUUGGUUUGUGCUCUUUCUUCUGAUCUCCCUUAUGCCCACCUCAUCUUUGAUCGCUUACAAAGACCCGCGAUUGUUCUAUGGAACUCUUGUUUGAAAUUUUUCGCAGAGAGUGAGAACCCAUUUGAUGCAAUUUUGUUGUUUUACAUGUUGCGCGAAGUUGAUGUCUUGCCUGAUUGUUUCACUUGCUCGUUUGUUUUGAAAGCGUGUACAAAGCUAAUGGAUGUUAUGAAUUGUAGAAUCGUUCAUGGGUAUAUAGAGAAACUUGGGUUUCAAUCGAAUGUGUUUUUGCAGAACAUGAUUGUGUAUUUGUAUGCAGUGUGUGGGGAGAUGGCUGAGGCUGGGUUGUUAUUUGAUAAAAUGCCUGAAAGAGAUGUUGUUACAUGGAAUAUAAUGAUUACCCAGUUUGUGAAAAGAGAGGAUAUUGACAAUGCAUACGCUUUGUUUGCGAGGAUGCCUGAGAGGAGUGUAAGGUCGUGGACAUCUAUGAUUGCUGGAUAUGUUCAGUGUGGGAUGCCAAAAGAAGCUAUUGAUUUGUUUAUGGAGAUGGAAGAGGCUGGGUUGAGGCCUAAUGAGGUUACUGUUGUGGCUGUGCUUGCUGCUUGUGCUGAUUUGGGUGCAUUGGAUUUGGGGAGGCGGGUUCAUGAGUACUCAAACAAGAGCGGGUUCAAGAAAAACGUAAGGGUUUCUAACACCUUGAUUGAUAUGUAUGUUAAAUGUGGAUGCUUGGAUGAUGCAAGGAGAGUUUUCGAUGAGAUGGGAGAACGAACAAUUGUGUCGUGGUCAGCCAUGAUCGUAGGUCUUGCAAUGCAUGGAGAAGCUGAGGAAGCUAUAAGACUAUUUUCUAUAAUGAUAGAGAGGGGGGUGAAGCCGAAUACAGUUACUUUUAUUGGCCUCUUACAUGCUUGUAGCCAUAUGGGGUUGGUUGAUGAGGGUCGUGGGUUUUUGGCCAGCAUGUCUAGAGACUAUGGUAUAAUUCCGCGGAUUGAGCACUAUGGUUGUAUGGUUGAUCUCUACAGUCGUGCAGGACAUCUUCAGGAGGCGCAUGAAUUUAUCAUGAACAUGCCUAUUAAGCCAAAUGGGGUUGUGUGGGGAGCUCUUCUUGGCGGAUGCAAAGUUCACAAAAAUGUAGAACUGGCUGAAGAAGCAAUUAGACACCUUGCUAAGUUGGAUCCUCUUAAUGAUGGAUACUAUGUGGUUUUAUCAAACAUUUAUGCUGAAGCACAACGGUGGGAAGACACUGCAAGAGUAAGACAAUUGAUGAGGGAUCGGGGGGUGAAGAAGACUGCCGGGUGGAGUUCAAUCACAGUAGGGGGAAUGGUUCAUAAAUUUGUCGCUGGGGAUGAGUCGCACCCUCAGAUUGAAAAAAUAUACAAAACUUGGAAAAGACUACUUUGUGAAAUGAAGCUGAGAGGUUAUGUACCUAACACUUCAGUUGUUCUUCUGGAUGUGGACGAGAAGGAGAAGGAAAAUUUCUUGUUCCAUCAUAGUGAGAAAUUAGCAUUGGUGUUUGGAUUAAUAAAUACUCCACCAGGAACUCCAAUUAGGAUUAUGAAGAAUCUCCGCGUUUGUGAGGACUGCCACGCUGCUAUGAAGUUGAUAUCAGCAAUUGUUAAUCGUGAGAUAAUUGUUCGAGAUCGGAACAGGUUUCACUGUUUCAGAGAAGGUUCUUGUUCCUGUAGGGAUUAUUGGUAGAAUCGACUUGUAAACUCAGAUUUUCUUUAUCAGCUUUGACGCAAACACAUCCAAUUGAGAUCCUGAUCGGUAAUUUUUUGCGCUUCUGGUGAGCCAAACGAGUAAUCGUUUUGUUGAGAACAUUGAAUUUGAAUAAAGAAAAUUUAGCAAUGCAAACUGUGAUCGGUUGUGAGGCUAUCUUUGAGACUAUAUACCAGUCUGUCUUCUCUACUUUGUCAGUCAUUUGUCUAAACUAGGCUAAUAGUUUCCUAUAGUUAACAUUUGAGAUUGUAGUUUAAUAUA